Paramormyrops kingsleyae is the source of this 1429-nucleotide messenger RNA. It is a transcript of the gene brms1, whose product is annotated as BRMS1 transcriptional repressor and anoikis regulator. The record is from RefSeq and is a predicted model, not a curated record. Lineage: Eukaryota; Metazoa; Chordata; Actinopteri; Osteoglossiformes; Mormyridae.
GGGCAUCAGCGGCCGCCGUUGAUUGGUUACAAUAACGUGGUUAAGAGUCCAGUGAAGUAACAUUGUAACUGAGGAAGUAAGAGACUUUUAUUCCCGAAGAAUUCAUCUAUACACUGGUCUUUGUAGGCACAUUCUUAAGUUAAUAAAGCUGUGCUGCCAUCUGUGCUGCCAUGCCGGCACAUCCCACACCGAGGGAGCCCGAGGAGGAGCUGGACCCGGAGCAGGAGGUGCCGGAGGCCAACGGGGAGCUGGACGAGGAGCGGGAGCGUGAACGGGAGGAGGAGACGAUGGAGGAGAGCGGUGAGGACAGGGAGAGUGAGGCGGGGAGCAACUCCGAGGACAGCGAAGCUGAAGAGGAGGAGGAGGAGGAAGAGGAAGAGAGCUCAGAGAUGGACGAUGAGGACUACGAGAGAAGGAAACUGGAGUGCCUGGAUGAGAUGUCGGAUCUGGAGAAGCAGUUCAUGGAGCUUAAAGAAAAGCUGUUCCGGGAGAGGUUAAGCCAGGUGAAGCUGAAGCUGGAAGAGGUGUUGGCAGGCCACGCAGGGGAGUACAAAGAGCCACUGGCCGUCUUGCAGCGGAACAUGCAGCUGCGCACAGAGGUCGCCGGGGUCUACAAAGAGCUGUGUCUGCAGGUGAUCAAGCACAAGUACGACUGCGAGCUGCAGGGGGCCCAGCAGCACCUGGAGAGUGAGCGCUCGCUGCUGUUAGACACCAUGAAGACGGAGCUACUGGAUCAGAUCCAUAGACUGGAAGAAGAGAGGCAGAGCAGGGACAUCAGUUCCGAAUGGUGGAGCGAUGAACUGAAGGGGAAGAAGUGUAGAAGGCGGAGCCACACGGCACGGCCAGAGAGGAGGAAGAAAGCAACCCUCGUGUCCGGGCCCUACAUAGUCUAUAUGCUGAAAGAUGUCGACAUACUAGAAGACUGGACAGCCAUUAAGAAGGCUAAAGCAGCUGUGUUGCCCUUGAAGAAGAAAUCGGAAAACAGACAGCAGUAUGGUGCACGAUGCCAGGGGGGGACGCUGUACUACGAGGGGGAACGUUUCUGCAAAGGGAACACGAUCCUCCUGCACGUCAAGGAAGACAGCACCUCACAGGCGGUAAUCACGGCGGUGAGCUCCGGCGAAGUCUGGUUGAGGAGAACGGACGGCAGCAAAACCAAGAUUUAUGUUUCGCAGCUUCAGAAAGGCAAAUACACAAUCAGCAAGGCCUGAGGAGGGAGGAGGGAGGAGGGGGGGCAGCGGGAUAUUUCACUCAGAGCACUGCUUCUGUAUCUAACAAAAGAUGCACUUAAGUACUACUACUACAGCGCUGUAAUUUUAUUUAUAUUUUGUUAAACUGUAAACUGGAAGAGAUUUGUGCUUUUAACUGGCUAUUUAAAUGAUCAUAUAUUUAUAAUUGAAAUAAUAUAACUGACAAUGUUGAAUGAGAA